Messenger RNA from Labrus bergylta (ballan wrasse), 1256 nucleotides. Lineage: Eukaryota; Metazoa; Chordata; Actinopteri; Labriformes; Labridae. The record is from RefSeq and is a predicted model, not a curated record.
CACAGCAGUGGAUAUUGUUGUGUCUUACUAAGAUCAAUUCUCUGAAGAAGAAGGACACCACAAAGAAUUCCAACAUAAAAAGGAUGGCCUGUACCUUGUGCAUCUUGGCACUUUUGUGUUUUGCAGCAUGUGCUGUGGCAGAUGGUGAGCCAGAGCAGAGACCAGAAGACCUCCAACUACAGCAAGACACAUUGUCAUGGCUCGACAAAUUACAGGACAAACAAGAAUCAGCACAGAAACAGACCUGGAUGGACUUUCUUAACAAACUUAACAAAUUCCUCCAAGGACCCACAGACACAGUGAAACAGGAGACGAAGAGACGUGGACUGGCAGCUCGGCCCCGCAGACCUGGCUGCAGAUUUUUCUUCUGGAAAUCCUUCACCUCCUGCUAACCUUGUUUUCAAUGAAACGUCGGACUGUCAAACCGGGGAAAUGGAAGCUGUAAUUCUAAUUUCUUUUAAUAACUAACACAGCCGUAUCGUGUUUAUGUUGACAAACCCUUUAAUCUAUUGUCCCUUUUGUGUCCACUUAAAAUCAUUCCCAACUGCAUUUGUUUUGAAAUAUCCAAAGAGAAAAUAUGUUUUUCCUGCUCACAAAAGUGCCCUUUGUGGAAAUUUCAAGUCAUAUUUUUCAGAAAAUGAUAUGGUAGCUUUAUUAAACUUCCACCUUAGUAUUAGACUGACUGAGAAUGUAACAAUAGUUAAAACAUUUUUGUUAUCUAUGUAUGAUAAUGGCUACUCCUCAGUUCUGGAAAAUCAUUACAAGUUCCCAACAUCUGUUUCUGUUUAAAAGCACUCUAGAGACUUCUCAUUAACUUGCACAAUGGUUGACCCUCUCUAUCCUUUCUGCAUUAUUUACACUAUACCCGACAGUCUGGAUGAGGUGUACACAAAGAAGUUGGCCCUGAAUAUUUAAUGAUUGGUAAAUGAACAGUUACAGUGUGAAAGCUGCAGCCAAACCCUCCUCAUUCUUCCUGUCAGAGAGAUGUAGAUAAAAGAGCCAAAGAGAGCUGAAAACUCUGCAGGCUUCUUUGGAGGCCAGCUGUGCUCCACUGGCCUGCAGAAAGAGGAGAGUGAUUAUGCUUUUGAUAUAUUUCAAAUCAAUCAAGCUCCCCACAUUCAUUCAUCAAACACAUCAAAGUGCUCCAUUCUAUAUCCUCUUAGCCACGUUAUUUAAUUCCAGCAGAGGAGGCUGUCCUUCUCUUUGUUAAAUCCAAGAUAGACUUUGAAUGUAAUUAAUGUCUGCAGCAUGUUUGA